GAAGCUAUCCUAGGACAUGCGGAAAGGAAAGAGCGAAUGACCCUGUACAGGGGGCAGAAUAGAAGUGGGAUGAUAAGAGAUCAGUCAGUGAUCUGAAGCCUGGUUCCCUCAACUCCGGACUGUGUACUCAGGGUAUGGCCUCCAGCAUCCUGUAGACCUGGCGGCCUCUCAGUACUUACGGCCCCAAUUUGGGGUUCUGAGUGGCUACUGGAGAGCCUUGCAAAAGAGCACAGAGGGCAGGACCAUGGCAUCAAGGGUCUCUGAACCCUCUGAACUGCCCCCGGGACCAGGACGAAGCAUGACAGCAGGAAUCAUCAUUGUUGGAGAUGAGAUCCUUAAGGGACACACACAAGAUACCAACACUUACUUUCUUUGCCGGACGCUGCGCUCCCUGGGGGUCCAGGUUUGCCGAGUCUCUGUUGUACCUGAUGAAGUAGCCACCAUUGCAUCUGAGGUCACCUCCUUCUCCAGGCGCUUCACUCAUGUCCUCACCGCGGGGGGCAUCGGCCCCACGCAUGACGAUGUUACCUUUGAGGCAGUGGCACUGGCUUUUGGGGAGGAGCUCAAACCACAUCCUGAGCUCCAAGAAGCCAUCAAAACCCUAGGAGGAGAGGGUUGGGAGAAGCUGUCGAUGGUGCCCUCCUCUGCCCGUCUGCAUUACGGUACAGAUCCUCGAACUGGUCAGCCUUUCAGAUUCCCGCUGGUCUCUGUCCGAAAUGUCUACCUCUUCCCAGGAAUUCCUGAGCUGCUGCGACGAGUUUUGGAGGGACUGAAAGGACUGUUCCAAAACACAGCUGUACAGUUCCACCUGAAGGAGUUGUAUGUGGCUGCGUCUGAGGGCUCUAUUGCCCCCAUCCUGUCGGAGGCUCAGGCCCACUUUGGGCGUAGGCUUAACCUGGGUUCCUACCCUGACUGGAGCAGCAACUACUUUCAGGUGAAGCUGAUUCUAGACUCUGAGGAAAAAGAACCCUUGGAGGAAUGUCUGGCCUAUCUGACUGCACGUCUGCCCCAGGGAUCACUGGUCCCCUACUUGCCUGAUGCUGUUGAGAAGGCUAGUGAGGCUGUGUACAAACUCGCUGAGUCAGGGUCUUGUCUGGGGAAAAAGGUAGCAGGUGCCCUACAGACCAUUGAGACUGCGCUGGCUCAGUACCACCUCUCCCAGCUUUGUGUGGGCUUCAACGGGGGGAAGGACUGCACUGCCCUCCUGCACCUCUUCCAUGCUGCUGUGCAGAGAAAAUUUCCUGAUGUUCCAAAACCUCUCCAGAUCCUGUACAUUCGUAGCAUCUCGCCCUUCCCUGAGUUGGAACAGUUUCUGCAGGACACCAUCAAGAGGUAUAAUCUGCGGGUGUUAGAAGCUGAGGGUAACAUGAAGCAGGCCCUGGGUGAGCUUCAGGAAAAGCACCCCCAGCUGGAGGCUGUCCUGAUGGGCACUCGACGGACUGACCCCUACUCCUGUAGCCUCAGCCAUUUCAGUCCCACCGACCCUGGGUGGCCUUCAUUUAUGCGUAUCAACCCGCUGCUGGACUGGACCUACAGAAACAUCUGGGAGUUUCUGCGGCAGCUGUUUGUCCCAUACUGCAUCCUGUAUGACAGAGGGUACACAUCACUGGGGAGUCGGGAAAACACAACACAGAAUCCAGCCCUGAAGUGCCUGAGCCCAGGAGGACACCCCGUCUACCGUCCGGCAUACCUACUGGAGAAUGAGGAUGAGGAAAGGAAUUCCCGCAUGUGAUCUCACACAAGCUGGGGACAAGACAGAGGGAAGAGGGCUGUCCUGGGGUAACCUGUCAUGUCAGUAAAGUGUACCUCACACACCAUUGUUGGUGCCUGUUGCUCUGGCUGUGACUUCCUGCUCCAAGGUCAAGUGAGGCUGCCAGCUUUGAACUGGCAGUGCUCACUCCGGGCCCCGGAGUAAGGUAGAACACACUAGAAAGGACUGCUGGGGACAAGACUCAGUGUCAGCCACAGCCAGAGCUCACGAAAGGACCAGAGGUGGCCAGGCAGAGCACUGCUUGCUUGGAAGGGAAGCUGAGCUUUCCUGGCUGUGGAGGAUAAAGGAUGAAGUGGCCAAGCCCGCCCUUCUAACCACCAUCCCCGUUUGAAAGGCUGACUCAGCCUGCUCCGGAGGCCCAGAACCUUCUUUUGCUAGACCCUAGAGCCUUUGUUUUUAGUCAUGAGGCCUGAGGGGGUGGGGACAUUGGAUAAAAGGUCCCAAAGGCAGCAUCCACACCCUUCUGCUGAGCUGCUGUUCACAUGAAGCCACCAAUGCAGCCCCUGACUCAGGCCCUGCCCUUCUCUCUCAGAGAUGCCCUUCGAGGCACUGGUCUCCAGGUGCCUGUCAUUAAGAUGGGCACAGGGUGGGAGGGCAUGUAUCGAACCCUGAAGGAAGUUGCCUACAUCCUUCUUUGUUGCUGGUGUAUCAAGGAACUGCUGGAUUGAUGGUGGCAGGGAACGCCCUUGUCACCCCUGACACCAAGACCUGCACCACUCAGGUGGGGAGGGGAGGGCAGACUGUCAGGAGGUGGGGCUGCAGCUUCUGGGGUGGAACCUGCAGCCCAGCUCUCCCAUCUUUUCUAUAGCCCUAAGACUCCUGGAGCCAGCUGGCCUUCACCAAGGAUGGGCCACAAAGAACUGAAGAGUGAACCAUGAACCUUUGAGCUGUCCAUCCGUCUGACCUGCCUCAUCCUGGGGCAUCUAUCCUCAGCUCCUGUCUUUGCUGUGCUUCUGGUACACCUGAGCUUGGCUUGCUGGCUCAGACUCCAGUGACACUACAGCAGGAUCUCGUAUUCCUCCAAAAUCGGCACAGUGAGCCCACCAACCCACAUACUUGAAGAACCAGGAAUGGACUGCCCCUAAGAUAUCUGGUAAUCACUCAACUAUAAAUAUAAUAAAUAGGCUUUGAGGCCAACAA
Messenger RNA from Arvicanthis niloticus (Nile rat), 2911 nucleotides. The record is from RefSeq and is a predicted model, not a curated record. NCBI's taxonomy places the organism in Eukaryota, Metazoa, Chordata, Mammalia, Rodentia, Muridae.